Pochonia chlamydosporia 170 is the source of this 354-nucleotide messenger RNA. RefSeq lists its product as hypothetical. Lineage: Eukaryota; Fungi; Ascomycota; Sordariomycetes; Hypocreales; Clavicipitaceae. Bases 1 to 354 code for a protein of 117 amino acids. The record is from RefSeq and is a predicted model, not a curated record. The transcript is spliced from 2 exons.
AUGGCAACUGCCGAUGCCGUCCUCUAUCAGUCAUACACGGCGGCAUAUUCCUCCAUUGUGACAACAGCCACCAAUUUCACCAUUCCAUCCCUUCUUCAAAUGGCUGUUCCAGAAGCAACAAGCGGUGGCAAAAGACGAUGCGUACAGGCGCGGAAACCUGCUCUAACUGAACGAAUCCCUCCAUCAUCCAGAUCCCCCACUUCCCGCCUCAUGCAGCCACAGCAUGGCAGUAUUAUUAAUUCAAUCCCAGCACCACAGGCAGCAAGGUUUUUGCCAAGUUGGGAUACUCCUGUCCCUCGACUUUGUAUUCACCAUCUGAUGCUGAUCUCGUGCCCAUCGAGUUGCUGUGCUUGA